AUGGUGAUGCAGGUUGUCUGCCUGCAGCUCACGGAGGUCCACGGUGGCGCAGAUUUAUCCAAGAAUAGAUUAACUGAGGUUCCUACGGAGUUGUGCCAUUUCGUGUCACUGGAAACACUAAAUCUAUACCACAAUUGUAUAAAAAUUAUACCAGAAGCCAUAGUGAACUUGCAAAUGCUAACUUACUUAAAUUUGAGUCGAAAUCAGCUUUCUUCUUUGCCAGCUUGCCUGUGUGGUCUUCCUCUAAAAGUCUUAAUUGCAAGUAACAAUAAGCUAGGUUCCCUUCCAGAAGAGAUAGGUCAGCUAAAACAGUUAAUGGAACUGGAUGUCAGCUGUAAUGAAAUCACAGCUUUGCCACAGCAGAUAGGCCAGCUGAAAUCUUUAAAAGAACUGAAUGUCAGAAGAAAUUACCUCGAAGUUUUACCCCAAGAACUAGUACAGCUUCCCUUGGUAAAGUUCGACUUUUCCUGCAAUAAAGUGCUUGUGAUUCCAAUUUGUUUUAGAAAGAUGGUGCAGUUACAAGUAUUACUGCUUGAGAACAAUCCUUUGCAGUCUCCACCAGCACAAAUUUGUACAAAGGGUAAGGUGCAUAUAUUCAAAUAUCUGACUGUACAGGCCUGUCAGAUUAAAACGGCAGACUCACUGUAUCUUAAUGCCAUAGAACAACAGCAUUUGCCACAACCCGUGGAAGAAAGCAUUGAUGACAUCUACCCAAGUAAAAAGGACUCAGAUUCAGGUGUUGGUAGUGAUAAUGGCGAUAAACGUUUGUCAGCAACAGAGCCAUCUGAUGAAGAUACUCUCAGCUUUAAUGUUCCAAUGUCAGACAUCGUGGAAGAAGAUCAGGUUGUAAAGGAAGAUUCAGGUCACCAUGCUAACUCAAGAAAAGUGGGAUUCCAUCAGGGAUCUUCUCACUUGAUUGUCAAUGAUAAGUCAAGAGAAACAGGAAACCAGUGUGAUGAAUCGGAUACCCUUACUACUGAAUUUAUGAGUUACAUUAAGAGCAGAGCAGCAGAGUGUGAUGAAUUAUUGAGAAUAGAAGAGGACACACAAUGGCAAACAGAUGGAAUAAUAAAUUUAUCGGAAGAACAAACUAUUGAUAUAGCGAUGAUAGAACAACUAAGAGAAGCAGUAGAUUUAUUACAAGAUCCCAACAGAUUAAGCAUGGAUAUUUCAGAGAGCAGUGGUGUGAAUCUGUAUCCCAUGGAACCAGCAACAGCUUUAGAAUUUCAGGAGUCUACAGUAAAUGGUCAAAUGCAGAUGGAGAUGUCUUCCCUUGGUCAGAGAGAAAAUGCUGAAGAGGAACUAGAAUUUCAGAGAAGGAGGGAGUUGAUGAUGGAGAAAGCAAAGCCUGAAGUGAGAACUUGUGAACAGGGUGAAAAAUGGUCAUUGAGUCAGAAUGAUCUAAUUGUUUGGAAUGCAAGUGGGCAAACCUCUCACAAUGAGAACAAGGAUAAAAGUCCAAUAACGUCUCCUCCUACAAACACCACAAUCCCUUUUGGCCUGAAGCCACGAUCAGACCCAUCCCUCAGUCUUCCUCCUAUCUCCUUCAACACACUUACACAGGCACAAACAUGGGACAACUUUAGCUACAGUAUCCCAUCUGAAGGAGACAGUGACAAUGUGUUCUUAAGACCACAAAGAAAUUUGGAAUCGAUAGACCCACAAUUUACAAUUCGAAGGAAAAUGGAGCAGAUGAGAGAAGAGAGAGAGCUUGUGGAACAGCUACGUGAGAACAUUGAAACAAGACUAAAGAUUUGUUUGCCUGAAGACUUGGGGUCUGCUCUGAUGGAUGGUGUAGUUCUCUGCCAUUUAGUAAAUCACGUUCGUCCUCGGUCUGUAGGAAGUAUUCAUGUACCUUCACCAGCAGUACCUAAACUUAGCAUGGCGAAAUGCAGGAGAAACGUGGAAAACUUUCUGGAUGCGUGUAGGAAACUGGGGAUACCAGAGGAGAAGCUCUGCCUACCACAUCACAUCCUAGAAGAAAAGGGCUUGGUAAAAGUGAGCGUAACAGUUCAAGCAUUGCUAGAUGUAACCACAGUGAAACAAGCUUUAUUCACAUGAAACUACUAUCUCUGCUGUUACCAGCUCCACUGUGCCAUCAAAGAGUCAAAAUACUGCCCAUCUUUUCAAACUGCAUUGAAAAAAAACCAGUGCUCCAAGAGUAUCCUUAUACUUCUGAUUUUAAAACCAUCUUUCAGACUGCACGCGUGCGUCGAACUACAAACCAGAAACUAAACAGAAACAUUUUAUAGUGCGAACGGGCGCUUCACUGCUUUUAUAGCUCGCUUUGUACAGUACUUACUAAAACAGCCACCUCUCUGCCACUUGAAAAUGUGUGGAGUACACAGCUGUCUUGCAGCAAGAUACCUUCGUAUUAUUCAACUAAGAAUCAUUGUA
Messenger RNA from Pygoscelis adeliae (Adelie penguin), 2397 nucleotides. It is a transcript of the gene LRCH1, whose product is annotated as leucine-rich repeats and calponin homology (CH) domain containing 1. Lineage: Eukaryota; Metazoa; Chordata; Aves; Sphenisciformes; Spheniscidae. The transcript is spliced from 21 exons. Gene Ontology annotation, molecular function: protein binding. The record is from RefSeq and is a predicted model, not a curated record. Bases 1 to 2061 code for a protein of 686 amino acids.